AUGCCACGACGAACAUUAUCACCUCCCCCACUUGCGUCGCCUGGAGCGACUUCGAGCGGCUUUGCAUUACCACAAUCACCUAGCUUGAACCAGGAAGAAGGCUUCAGAAUGCGCUCGGUUGGAUCGCCUCGGUUGCACUCCGAGAAGAGUAGUGCUGGCACACAGAAACCAUCCGUUGUUUCCUCUACAACUACCAUUCAUCCAUACAUCGGACUUCGUGCUAAAUUGUCACAAGCCUGGUUAGCUUACCCAAUAAUCGCACUACUUUUCGUCGUAUUUCGUCUCCUUUCAGCAAUCAAAACGAUUCCGACAUUGGUCGACGAAAUAAAGCAGAAUGCUCUCCGCUCGUGCGACGCACUCGAAACGGCAACUUCGACAGUGACGUCUCUCCCACACUUUAUGGCAGGCGGGUUUAACAGAGCAACCGUGGACGGUGUCAACUUGUCGAUCAAGGCAAUUGGAAACACACUGGAUUUGGCAAUCCUGGCAUUGGAAGGAAUCAUGAUUUGGAUAAUUAAUGUAUUCAAAAGCACUUAUAGGUGUUUGUUGGAACUAGCAAUUAGAGGCUCGUUGGCUGCAGUUGCAGAUGCAGUUCAAAGUUUGAGUCAAUUUGUUAGCAACAACUUGGGUCAAAUUAAAGCUAGUAUCGACAGUCAAGUCAAUUCGCUCAACGAUAUAUUGAACAAUGUCAAACAAAAUUCUGUAGUUAGUACGUUGAAUAUCAACAUACCCACAGUCUCUAUUCCAGCAGCCGAUGGGUUGAGUAACUUUCAGUUGCCAGUAAUUGACCAAGGUAUCGGUCAGUUAAAUAACAGUCUUCCUACAAUGGAUGAAAUCGAGAGCAAGCUGGAUGACCUGGUAACUAUACCGUUUGAUCAAUUGAGGUCGAUAAUUAAAAGCAGCAUGAGUAAUGUUCGGUUUGAUGGAUCUGUACUUCCGGUGCCACCUAAAAAUCAAGUCACCUUCUGCGCCGAUAAUUUGGAUUUAUCAAUCGUCGAUAAUAUUUCGCGCGAUUUGGUGAAGACGGCUUACAUUGGACUUGCCGUUUUGGUUGCUGUCGCUCUGCUGAUGAUAGCUGCUAAUGCCGUUGUUAUUUGGUACUCUCAUCGUCGGUUUAUGAGGCAUGUCGAUCGGACCAAGAAGACUAUUAGUCUAGUCACUUUUACUCAUACGCGUCAGACUACUAUUGAGAUUAUCAAAAUAGCCGAAAGGCCGUUGAUCACUCGCUGGUUUAUCAAAGCAUCUCAGUUUUUUAAAAAUCCAGACCAUCAACAUUUGUUUAGAUGGUUUUGGGACUAUAUUUUACAUCCGGGAGCAUUAGUAUGUCUCGCCAUUGGACUUGUUGGGGUGCUUAGUAUAUACUUGCAGCUCGCCAUACUUGAUGGUGUACGCGGUAGCUAUCAACAACCGUUGUCUGAUGCUAUUAGCACGUUCGGAAAUGCAGUCUUGGACAAAAUCAACGGUGCAUUGACGGACACGUCAAAGAGCUAUGCUUCUGAGAGUAAUUCUGCCAUAUCCAACAUAGAAGAUGAACUCAACAAGGAGCUGUUUGGCUGGGUAAACACUACAACAACAGCAAUAAACAACACUCUGAACGCAGCAGUUGAUGAUAUUUCUACUUUCAUCAAUGGAACAUUCGGAGGAGUCCCGAUUAUACUUACGGCAGUUGACCAAGUCAUAAACUGUUUAUUGUUUGUGAAAAUACGUGGUAUACAAGCCGGUCUUUCGUUUAUACAAGAAAACGCAUCGAUCAACCUUCCACGUGUGAACGACUCUAUUCUACUUGUGGAUAGAUCAAACAUGCAAGAGGUAGUAGACAAGGCCACAACGCAAAUUGUCGGAUCACCCGAUUCAGGCUCGUCUGGCGGUGAGAUUGGUCGAUUGUUCGACACAUACGAGUCGUCUCUUAAAUCUGAACUUCCGCUAUUCUGGCUACUCAUUGCUUGUUGGUUCUUUCUUGUACUAAUGGGAGUUGGCCGUGUAUUGUGGUUUUUAUUCGUACAAAAGAAAAAGAACGAGAACAAAGUACUUCAGCAACCUUCAUCAGAUUCAUCUUCGGAUGAAAAGACGUCGUCGCCAUCACCCACAUAUCCACCACCAAGUAAAGCGAGAUCAAUAUCGCUCCGGCGCGAUACCAACAAGGAAGAUGGCACAGAGAUACAACGAUUCUCAAUGUUGAAACAUGCAGCGUCUCAAGUUCGCAAAACAGACGAGAAACAUUUUAAUUCAUUACGAUCAAAGCUAAACGGGUUAGUUAAACGACAAUCUACAUCCACUGGCCCUCCAAAAAUGACAAAGAGAUCCCAACCGAGUUAUCCGAGCAGUAACAAUUUGUUGGAUUCUCCUCAAUUAUCGCCGCAGAUGACCUAUGGGUCUGACCAGUAUGCUGCUGAGUGGGAUGAAGGCGCUGAUGAAGGUGAUCAGGAUUACGAUUCAAUAUACGAAUACACGCAAGACUAUGACAAUUCGCUAACGAGAGCUCCAGUUGCAAGUCGGCAGCAGAGUGAUCCAUUCUUUACACCAUUUGAUUGA
Paraglomus brasilianum is the source of this 2532-nucleotide messenger RNA. NCBI's taxonomy places the organism in Eukaryota, Fungi, Glomeromycota, Glomeromycetes, Paraglomerales, Paraglomeraceae. The record is from the annotation of a GenBank genome assembly.